Zychaea mexicana is the source of this 249-nucleotide messenger RNA. RefSeq lists its product as uncharacterized. The transcript is spliced from 2 exons. The coding region runs from base 1 to 249 and encodes 82 amino acids. NCBI's taxonomy places the organism in Eukaryota, Fungi, Mucoromycota, Mucoromycetes, Mucorales, Lichtheimiaceae. The record is from RefSeq and is a predicted model, not a curated record.
AUGAGACAGCCUUCUUUAAACUACAUACCAAAACAGCCCACGCAAAUAAGCCGACCAAAGAGGGCCCAAACGAACCACCCCAAGAAGCCAUGCCGAGAAGGCACCACCGAGGAACCGACACAUCACCACGACGCCGACGCGCCAACACAAACCAACGCCAACAAGCGGGAAGAAGAGGAUAAAGCAGGAGCAGGCAGCAAUGUGUUUGAAGCAGGCUUAGUAAAACGAGGAUUAACUUGUUACCAAUAG